Messenger RNA from Colletotrichum orchidophilum, 129 nucleotides. RefSeq lists its product as uncharacterized. The coding region runs from base 1 to 129 and encodes 42 amino acids. NCBI's taxonomy places the organism in Eukaryota, Fungi, Ascomycota, Sordariomycetes, Glomerellales, Glomerellaceae. The transcript is spliced from 2 exons. The record is from RefSeq and is a predicted model, not a curated record.
AUGUUUGCCGGGAAGGCAUUGACCGGAGGAUUCGAGAUCACGACGCUUGCGUUGGGACUCUUGGCUCUAUCGGUUGUUUUCUUCGGCUUUCUUAUAGCUCUUGAUAUCGUUGAAGAACCAUCAGGAUAG